GUUGUAAUAACUGACUAACUUUCGAUAACAUUCUCAUUUUUUUCCUCUCUUCGUAACCAGUGAGCAGCUGUAGUAGCAGAAUCACACUUAAACGCUUGUAGGAGCUGUGAAUGUUAGGAACGCCGGACCACUUAAACUGUUACGCUCCUCGGAAGUGUUUCGCGGACCGGAAACGACCGAAGAGUAGCGAACACACGUCACAUACACACAUAGGGGGGCACAAAAUCGACUCGGGGCGAGAAAAAAAAUUGGCCGACAUAAAAAGCAAUUCAACAAUUCAUAAGCCCGAAUGAGGAUUCAUCUUGUCGCAUGGACUGGAAAACGGUGGCUAUAACAACGGGUCACUUGUGCAAGCAAUAGAAAGAGCUAACAUUAAGGCAGCAACGGAAAUGGAGUUUUGCUAACGGUUUGAAAACAGCAGGACAGGCCGAUGAACGAGUGGGAGAGUGAAGGGAAAAGAGGAAAAACAACCGGCCAGGCCUCCAAAACUAUGUUUCGCCCCGGCGCAACAAUACGAGAUGGUGUAGGAAGUACCUUGAGUGUGAUUACAUAUCGCGGCGUCCGGAACAUGUUUUUGUAGCGCAUCUCUGAAGCACUCGCACGCACUGCCGUUUUGUUUUUGACGAGGUCCGAGGAGGCCUAUGAGGUUGCGCUGUGUGCGAAAGCAUUCGCACCGCAGAGCUAUUUUUCUUCAGAGAGGAAAAACUGUCCGCGAAUGAGUCUCUACUGUCGCCGCUUUGUUUAUCCCUCCAGCGCUCUGUGAACAUUUGCAGGGUCACGUUAGCUGGCCGGGUGGCUGCAGCAUAGCUGCACAGCCAGCGAGCGACAUAACCGAUGGUGAAGCCCGCCUCGCUAGUACUACGGGCAAAGAUUCAUGAUUUUUGCCAGCGCGGGACCGCUUUUGUGAGGAGGAUUGAAGAGCGAGUGAGAGAUGUGAAUGGAAGCGGGAACGCGAAUGUCCCUCCCUCUCCCUGCUCCCCUGUCACUCACUGCUCAGUCCAUCAGCCCGGGUUCGCUUACACAUCUCCGAACCCGCAGUCACUGCAAGACAAGACUGUAGAAACAAGCAGAAGGAAAAUUCCAGUCAUCACAUCUUGUCAUCUCAUCUGUGAAGAAGCCCAACAGAAGCAAGGAAAAUAGUACACAGAGGAACACGCUGAAAUUACAGAAAGUGUAAAGUGCUGGACAGUAUUGUUUUUUUUUUUUUUUUUUUUUCUGUACCAUUAUUUCACACAAAUUAAAGACUGCUUUAUCUUCAAGGAGUACAAAUUAAACUUUUAUUCCAGUUAUGGAUAUCAGUUGAAUGGGAGAAAGACUUUCUAAGUUACUGCCAAAACUACAGCUUUGUAAGAAACAUUACAUGUAAGCCAGCCGUUUCAGAAGCUAACCACCUCACCUUAACACAAGAAGUUUAACAUGGGCAUCACGUCAACAGCAUUUGUUUAAGAAUACUUACCUGUACAAAACAAAUAUUUUAUGUGAUACUGACCUGUGACAUAACCAUGUGAAUUACACCAUGGAGAACUGAAAUAAAAGGGAUAUCCGGCAAAUUGAAGGAAGGAAAUUGGACUACCAAGAAGUUGAAAAAUUGUUUUGUGACUAUUGCAAAAACACAGGCUGUGUGCCUGAAAAAGAAAUUGCAUUUGAACAGAUUAAAAAUCCUAUAGCAGUUAUUUAUAUUUGCCAACAGACUGGAAAAGCUCCAGCAAGUAGUACAGAAGGACAACAAAUAAACCAGAGGAAGGAACGUACCAAAAGACAAGUCCUGUUGCCCGCUCCUCUUGGAUGGAGAGUGGAGGCAGUGGGCGGUCAUCAGCAGGAGGAGGGGGUGGCAGCGGAGGGACAGGGACAAGUAAUAGUGGCAGUGGCGGCGGCAGCAGCAGCAGCAGCAGUGUAGGAGGAAGGGGGUCAGGAAGUAGUGGAGGAAACAGUUCCAGAAGUGGUGGUGCUUCAGGUUCAGGAUCAGGAUCAUCAAGCCGUAGCUCCUCCAUUAGUGGUAGUGGAAUUAUCAUUGCCACUUCUGGGGCUGGUGGUGUGGCUCCAGCUCCCCCACCUGCUAGCGAAUGGGAGAUGUUCCAGUUUGGCAAAUACAAUCUGGACAUUAUAGAGAUGCUAAGUGGACAUCAAGCCCAUCAGUUUAAAGGUCUUGGAUUAGAACGACAGCUGCAACAUCAACAACAAGUUCAACUUCAUCAGCAUCAACAGCAGCUCCAGCAGCAACAGCAGCAGGCUGAAACUUCAGGAGCCCUUCUGUCUGGUUUAAGUCUUGGAUCACUUCAGGGAUCUAGAGGCAACGCAUUUUCAGAUUCAUCUUCAAUUUUUGCCAAAAUGAGUGCUCCUCCCCCACCUUUGCCACAGCAGCCCCCAUCUUCAUCAUCUUCACAGAGUUCUCGGAAGUCAAGCAAAAUGGGUGUGAGUAGUGGUAGUGGAGGAGGAAGUGGGGGUCAUGGAACUGGGUACCCACAAUUUUUGCGUUCUUUUCAUCCAGCAGAAGCAGCUUUAGCUCAAGAACAACUUCAUCCAGGAAUGGGUCGUUUUGAGCAUUUCCCUGGGGCUGCCGGAGGCAGUGGAGGAGGAGGGGGAAUUGGAGGAAUAGUCACAACUGCUCCUCCACCUCCACCUCCCUUACACCCUGGUCUCUCUGUUCCACAAGCAUCCCCUGGGCCUUCCUCAUCAUCUCCAUCUCCUUCAAGUUCAACUUCGACCUCCAACAAUCCUCCCAGCAGUAGCAGCACAGUAACUUCUCUGGGACACCAGAUUGUUGGGGCCCAGUCUGAUGCCCGCAGCUUACACCAGCAAUUCAGCUGUAUGCUGGCAGCCAAUCAGUACUUUCUCUCUGGGGUCCCAGCCAAUGCCAGUUUGGAGCAGUUUUUGGUACAACAAGGCACACACAACCAUCUUGGCUUGGGUUUAAGUCAAGCUGGUGGGGACUCAAGUUCAGGACUGGCUCCUCCCCCUGCUCUUCAUCCCUCUCACACACAUAGUCACUCUACCCCCCAGCAGCAACAACAGCAGCAGCAACAACAACAGCAACAACAGUUACCAUCUCAUGCCUUAUCUCACCCUCACUCUCAUUCUCACCCUCAUCACCCUCUCCACCCAGCAUCCCAGCCGUCUUCCUUAGGUGGUUUUGAUUUCCAAGGUAUUCCAGUUCUGUCAACCAAUCAGUUAGCAUCCUUGAUGCAGCAAGAAUCUGGCUUGCCUCUCCCACUGCCACUCCUCUCUCUCUCUAAGGAAGAAGGGAAAGGGGACAGUGGAGGUGGAGGAAGUGCUGGAGGAGGCAGAAGAAAGAAAGCUAUGGCUGGCUACUUGCCCCAAAGGAAAUCAGAGAGUAAUAAUAACAAUAGUAACAGCAGUAACAGCCAAAGCAGUGGAGACCCAAACUCCAGCAACAGCUCUGGGAGACAUGGCCAUGAUGCCACAUCAGGCCUUGUUGUGGGCACUGGAGGGCUUAAUAUUCCAAAUGUCAGUGGAGAACCUUCUAUCCUCUCCUCUUCUUCUUCCUCCUCUUCCUCAGCUGUCUCAUCCUCUUCUUCCUCUGCUCCUUCUUCAACCUCUGCCUCAGUCCUUGUAACAAAUGGUUCACAACUUUCCAAAUCUGAAACUGCUGGUGCUAUGGCACCUGCUGCUACUCAGCCUGAACCAGAGCCUCUCUACCACUGCGGAGAAUGUGGCAAAACUUUCACUCAUCUCUCCAGCCUGAGAAGGCAUCUACGUAGCCAUGGUCUGGUUUCUGGAUCUGGCAGCAGCACUAACACCCGUAACAACCCCACAUCUAAUCCUAAUCACAACCACCACAACCCUGAUCCUAGCCUCCCUCACUCAACCCAAGAACUCACUUCUCAAUCCAAUGCCCAUCAACAACAGACACAACAGCAGGCUUCUUUAAAUCCCCAACAACAGCAGUCAAAUCCAGCCCCCACCUCUUCCUCAUCUUGUCCAAGUCCUGAAAAGACUCAUCGUUGUCCUGAAUGUGGAAAAGGCUUCAAGAAAAGGGGGCACCUUCUCCAACAUGGUGUCAUUCAUUCUGGUGCAAGACCUUUUGCAUGCACAAUUUGCCAGCGUGCUUUUAAUCGUCGUGAGUCACUCACCCGCCAUGAGAAGAUCCAUGAGGAGAAGCCUUACCGCUGUCCAGCUUGUGGCCGUUGCUUUCGCGAGAGCACCUCACUACUUAAUCAUGCAGCUUCAGGCACUUGUGGCAAACCAGGGAGGGGAUCAAGAUCUAGACCAAGCACGAGUGGUGUGAGCAACUCUAUGAUUGGACGUGAUGGACACUAUGGGCGAAAGAAUAAUAAAACAAAUGCUCUAGCUGCAGGAGGCAUGGAAUCUGGCGAAAGUGGAGUAGUUGACUAUGCCGGUGGGCAACUUAGUGGAGGUGUAAUUUAUGGGAAAACUGAGGAAGAAGAAGAUGAGGAAGAAGAAGAUGGAGUAGUGGGAAGUAUGAUGGGUGGAGAUGUGGAAGAUGAAAAGACAGGGUUAAGCUGUGAAGGUCUGUUCCAGCAGGGCAGAGGUGGGGAGAAAACUGAACAGAAGUAUGCUGUUGAGUACUCUCGAAAUCGUUACCAAACGUCCUAUCGAAGCGAUGAUUUCCGUGCUGACUUCAAGCAACAUCGUUCCCAAAUAAACCCCUCUCCUUGUUACCCUGGAGAACUGUCCUGUGGAAGUGGAAUGGCAGGUCCUGCUCUCAGAAAGGCACCUUUAGCCCCUACGCUACACCCACAUCCUCAAAAUCAAACUCAGCAACAGCAGCACCAACAACAGCAGCCCCAUCUCCCCCUCUCUUCACUCCUAGAUGACUCAGAAGACGAUGUAACCAGUUCGGUUAACAGUGCCAUUUCUGCCAUUGCAGCAGCUGCUGCAGCAUCCUGCAUGCCUGGUGAGCUUAGUAGUGCCACUCGGGGAGAGGAGCGAAGGGAUAUCAUAGGAGGUCUUCUUGGGGGACUUGGUUUAGGUCCGCUUGGAGUUUCACCUGGUGGUCCUUCAUCAACAUCCGGAAUGGACAAAGCUUAUAGAGGUGGUGUUGGAAAUCAGGAUGGCAUGGGUGUUACAAUGACAACUUCAACCAAUCAGAAUCAACAACAGCAUCACCAACAGGGUCCAACUGUCAAACCUAAGCGGCCUCGCAAGCCCCGAUCAAAGAAAGAGCCCAACUCAGGUAAUGGAACUCCUGGGGAAGGCAGUAAACGACGACAGCGAGGAGGAGCUAGUGGGGACAGCAGUGAACGACUGUUCCUAUGCAGCGUCUGUGGUCGUGGUUUCACCCGUCGCGAAACCCUUAGACGACAUGACCGCAUCCACACUGGGGAAAAACCCCACCACUGCUCUGUUUGCGGAAAAAAUUUCAGAGAAGCAUUCCAUCUUACCAAACACCACACUGUUCAUUCUGGAGAAAAGAACUAUAAAUGUGGUUUGUGUGGCAAAGAUUUUGGUUAUGCGCAGAGCUUAAAAAGACAUGGAAAAUUACACCAGAAAGGGGAAUAUGAGGAGGUGUCCACAACAGCAGGAGGGAGUAAUAUUAACAGUAGCAACUCUACUGCAGCUCCCGGAGGGGGCAUUAGUCAAGAGAGGGAUCAAGGAAACUCUGAUGCUUAUUACUCCUAUCCUCCAGAUAUGAAACCUCAAGGAGCUAACACCCAGCCUCCUCCCAGACUUUACACUUGUGCCAUUUGCUGGAAGUCUUUCCGUCACCAUUUUCACCUGACUGCUCAUCAUGAAGCCGUUCACGAGGGUGGGGAUAGACUCUUCUGCUGUGAGGUGUGUGGAAAGGCCUUUGCUUAUGCCAACAGCUUGACAAGACACCGCCUUUCACAACAUGGUUUGACUCGAACAGGCCACCAAACUAAUCAACCAGGAGGCAGUGGUGUGUCUGGGGGCAGUGGGAAUACAAGUGGAUCUGUGUCUGAGAGUGAAGCAGCCACUAAUACUCUGCUUCAACUUGUACCACCUACUGCAACUCAUGGGGGACAACAAGCUCACACUAGUUUAAGCCACUCUCAGCAACCUCCUCAACAGCCUCCAUCAGGCUUCUCUCCUCUCUUCUACCUCCCUGAACUGGGUCCUCCUCACCCAACAGCCUCCAGUGCUCCUACGUAUUCUCACCCUCUUCCACCUAAUUCCACUUUGACUCCCCUCUCCAACCCCCAGCAGCCUGCCGGAAUAAAAGGGGAGCCUAUGUAUCAAACUGGACCCACACAUACCCUGAAUAAUGCACCGUCUAUCCAUCCUCUUCUACUUCUGCCACCCUCUCAACAGCAACAUCACCAUUCACAGCAGCAUCCAGUUGAGAUGCAACCUCCAGAUCAGCAGAACUUGCAAUCUCAGGGAGAUCUAAAGAAACGCAAAAAGAAGAAAAAGAGAAAGGAUGCAUUAGACGGAAGAGGAGCCACGGGAGGAGAACCUUCAAGUUUAGCAGAAGGGGUGAGAGAACAGAGGAAUGGUAACAAAUAUGUGUCAGCAGCAGAAAAGCAGAAAUGCAAGAGGAGGAAACUGCAAAAGAGAAAAAGAGGUGGGACCCAUCAACAGCAGCUUAAAAGAAAGAAACGAAUAGCUCAUGUUUUAAAGCUAAGACGAGCAGAUGGUGCGAGCAUAAAAAGGUUGUCAUCUUUGGAUAUUCCUCAAAAACACUUCCCAUGUCCUUUCUGUCCACGAAUAAGUUUUCCUCGCCAGGCAGCAUUGUUAGUUCACAGAGCAGUCAGACAUUCUCCAAGGACCACCUGCCCCCAACCUCGUCGGGAGUGCCCUGCCUGUGGAAAGCGCUCUCGCAAAUUCCUCACAGCCCUUAGUCAUAGAGGGUCUCAUCUUGCCCGAGGAUCUUUUUCUUGUCCACGGUGCCUCUCUCGUUUCUGGAAUGGGAUACUUUUGGAGAGGCACACAGUAUUCUGUCGAGGGAGCCUCGAGGGAGAAGGAACUGCAGGAAUUUGCAGUGGGACUUUGAAACUGAAAUCCAUUCAGAGAACAGUAAAGAAGAAAGAAGGACAGAGUGAAACAGUGCUAAUGGAGUACAGACACUAAAUCUUUUUGUAAGACUGAGAAGAUUUUAACUUUAGAAAUGGCAAGUGGAGAUUAAAUUCUUUUAUACCAGUGGUGGAAGACUAGGGCAAUAACACUUUUAUGCCUUUAAGUCAGACUUGGACUGACAUAGUGCCACUACCACAUCUCCCGCUGAACUUCUGAUCACAAUUAUGUGGAGCAGCAUUCUUGGAGGUUGCAGACUAACUGGGUGAAAAAUAAAAAUCAACCUCAGAAGAUGCACCUGAAGUUGCUGGGAGAACUGAAGACUUUCUCCACAUCUCAUCUCCUAAACAAUUAAAUAGUCCUUAGCUAACUUUGCUGGGAUGUUAGAGAUGAUUAAUUGGAAUAUGGCUAAUACUGUUUUCCCCUGUCUAGUUUACCCCCUUUAACUAAGUCUCCCUAUAUAGUCUCUCUGCUGUGUAUAAUAUGUAGUUGGUGUUCACUUAGGGCCCCAGUGGCAUUGUGCUUGACUGUUUUUGUUCUUAUAAAGUACUUUGGGAUAAACACAGGAGGUCAGUGAAUGCAGAGACUAGAAGCUUUGUUUUGUAGAAAGUCGAUGUGUCCAUGCAAGACAAACAAUCUUUGUAUGUUACUUGGUCAGAAAGUCAUAUUGUAAGUUCACGUUUGUGAAUUGACUUGCAGUUAACAUCUGUAAAGGAAAUGUAUCUCUCAAACCAUGAUAAUGAGUAUUUAAAUGGUAAAUUCAUUAUAUAUGGCUACACUGUAAAAAAAAAAAAAAAAAAACAGUUUUCUGAAAAAUGUUUGGAAAAAAGGACAAUUACAAAACUUAACAUACCAAUGAACAGUAAAACUUUUGUAUGAAAACUUGGCAAAGGAGAGGCAGAUGGGAACAAGCUGACUGUACUGUACAUUUUUUAUUUCAUUGUUAUAUUGUUUUUUUAUUCUAAGUAAUAUUUCAGUUUGUAUUGUUGCUGUUUUGGAGGGUGGGUGAGUGGGUGGGAUUGAGGGAGGGUGGGAGAGAUGGGCUGCCAUUUUAAGAAAGGAGGGUGGAUUAAAUGUUUGUGUGUUUAUCCUCCUCUGUCCAGUUACCAACUAUGAAUUUGGUCUAUUUCCCUUACACGAGUAGUGUUUUACUGAGCUACAGCCUUGUUCAUAUUCCUUUUCCCAAGACCUUUUCUUUUAAACAAAAAGAAAAAUAAUACUAAAUACAUUUCUAUCAUAUUAUUUGCC
Messenger RNA from Scleropages formosus (Asian bonytongue), 8202 nucleotides. Its product is annotated as hornerin. NCBI's taxonomy places the organism in Eukaryota, Metazoa, Chordata, Actinopteri, Osteoglossiformes, Osteoglossidae. Bases 1786 to 7011 code for a protein of 1741 amino acids. The record is from RefSeq and is a predicted model, not a curated record. The transcript is spliced from 2 exons.